Molecule: messenger RNA, 851 nt
Organism: Ricinus communis (castor bean)
Lineage: Eukaryota; Viridiplantae; Streptophyta; Magnoliopsida; Malpighiales; Euphorbiaceae
Exons: 1
Coding region: 236-607 (123 amino acids)
Source: RefSeq, a predicted model, not a curated record
UGCUUCCUCCUCUUUUCACACCACAACUUCUCAAAAACAAACUCACCAAACCAAAACCAAGACAUUGAAAAAAUAAUGCAGAAAGAAUGAAUAGAAUAAUGCAGCAAACCAAAUAUGACCAACUCACUCAUGUUGGCCCUCUUUUAUACCCUCACCUACUCUCUCAGUUUCUUAUAUAUAUUUAUGAACACAUUGAUCUCUUGCAAGACAGAGCAUCAUCAAAUCAAGACCAACCAUGUUGAGAGCAUUGAGCACGAGGAGAAGCCGUCGUGGGUAUGAAAGAUUAGUAGCUGACGAGUCUGCCAUUUGUCUUUUGGAAGAAAAACUGAAGAGGUCUAAAACUCUGCCUGCAGCAGCUAGAACAUCCUUUGAUUUGCCCACCAAGUUAACUUCAGAUUCAGCCUUCCCACAGGAUGCUGCUGCUAAAGUAGCGAAGCCUGCAGCUGCAAGAAAGGUUAACAAGAGCCACCCACUUUUCAGUCUCUUUGAUUGUCGUCGGAAGAAGAAGACUACAGCGAAGCCAGAAUUUACAAGAUACUUACAGUAUCUCAGAGAAGGUGGGAUGUGGGAUGUCAAGUCGAACACGCCUGUUAUAUACUACAAAUGAAAAAAGUAGAAUUAUUUUUGUGCUUCAUUUUGCCUUUUUCUAGAUGUAAACCAACAUAUAUAUACACACCAUAACUAUAUGUAUUAACUUUAUUUAUGUUCUUUUUGUUCUCCUCCUCAAUGGAACGGGCAAAUAAUGCAGAUCUUUUACAGUUCAUAAUAUGAAACUGUUGCAUAUGAGCUCUUUUUGGCACGGAGUACUUUAGAUUUCAGAAUGUUAGUGAAGAUUCAGAAUUUGGUUUUGA